AUGUCAGAGCGUCGUGGGGUUCAGGACAUACCCGUGGACUACCAGCCAGUGGCCACACAAGCAGAUCACAUUCCAUCAACCUCAUCCUGCUGCAGGCGGCCAAACUGCAAUAUUGUCGCGCGAGAUGAGCGAGAAGUGUGCUGCUGUGGUCACGGGUACAUCAUACCAGUUUUCAUACUGUUCGUUCUUGUGCUGAUAGUCCUGCUGUUGCCUUGGGAGACCUUCCACCGCAACGAGGGGGCAGACGCAAGCACCCCUGGCCCAGUUGCGGCCGCGUUUCCAUGCCAACUCCAGCUGGUGGAGAGCCUGCCCACAGGCCUCAACUACAGCGGCGGCAACCACCCUCAGUUGAUGGUGAUGACCCUCAGUACGUUCGAGGCCUGGCAGCUGCUGCUGGGCAAGGCAAAGACCUCUGUGGACAUUGCCGCACCCUACUGGACGCUACGCGGUGUCGGUGUCAAUGACAGCAGCAGCACUCAGCAUGGGGAUCAGCUCUUUCAGCGCCUGCUCUCCAACGGCGAUGCGGGUAGGCCGAAACUGCGCAUACGAAUCGCCCUGAACCGCAGCCAGGAGAGUAUCUGGCAUGCGGACGCCAGGAUCUUCUCCAACUACGGGGCUGCCGAUGUGGUGGCAGUUGAGCGGCUGCGCGGAAAUUUUUGGAUUGUGGAUGGACAGCACUUCUACCUAGGCAGCGCCAACAUGGACUGGCGAUCGCUGAGCCAGCGCAAGGAAAUGGGUGUUUUGGGGCAAAACUGUCCCCAUCUGACCCGUGAUCUGGGGAAGAUUUUCAAGGCCUAUUGGUACUUGGGCAGCAACGAUAUGCCCAGCUACUGGCCCUGGAUCUAUCACACGCACAUCAAUCAGCGGCGACCAUUGCUGCUAAAUGUGAACAUGAAUUACACAAUGCACGCCUACAUCUCCAGUUCACCGCCUCCGCUGGCGGCCUCAGGGCGUGCGCAUGAACUAGAUGCCGUCCUUAAUGCCAUCGACAAGGCGACGGAACUCGUCUGCAUUGCUUUGGUGGACUAUUAUCCAUUAUUGAGGCACGAAAGCCAGGUAGAAUAUUGGCCGCUUAUAGAUAAUGCUCUGCGCAAGGCUGCCGUCGAAAGAGGAGUGGUCAUCAAACUGCUCAUAUCCUGGUGGAAGUAUUCCGAUCCAAGCGAAGAUCACUUUCUACGCUCGCUGCAGGCCCUCUCCCAGCUGAGGGAAGAAGUCGACAUAGAAAUUCGCCGCUUUGUGGUUCCCACCACAGAGGCUCACGAAAAGAUCGCCCACGGACGUGUCAGUCAUAAUUCCUACAUGGUCACGGAGGAUGUCGUCUAUAUUGGAACCUCCAGCUGGUCGGGGGAGCAAUUCACUUACUCGGCUGGUGUGGGACUAGUCCUCCACGACAUGGUAUACAAUAACAAAAGUCUUCGCACAGAUUUAUUAGCUGUUUUCCAUCGAGAUUGGUUUAGUCCGUUUUCGCUGCCACUGAAGCACAAUUUUCGGAUUUAAAUACGUCCGCCUUACCUCAGGCAGUUUGCAGCACUGCCCAGUCCAACAGCUGAUAAUGUCAUAACAAAAGUAGGACCUAACCUAAAAAUUCCU
Molecule: messenger RNA, 1590 nt
Organism: Drosophila persimilis
Lineage: Eukaryota; Metazoa; Arthropoda; Insecta; Diptera; Drosophilidae
Product: phospholipase D3
Exons: 2
Coding region: 1-1497 (498 amino acids)
Molecular function (GO): catalytic activity
Source: RefSeq, a predicted model, not a curated record